Molecule: messenger RNA, 990 nt
Organism: Bradysia coprophila
Lineage: Eukaryota; Metazoa; Arthropoda; Insecta; Diptera; Sciaridae
Product: translocon-associated protein subunit gamma
Biological process (GO): SRP-dependent cotranslational protein targeting to membrane
Cellular component (GO): membrane; endoplasmic reticulum
Source: RefSeq, a predicted model, not a curated record
UGACACGUCGCAUGACGUCUCUAAGAAGCGAGUGUGUAUUCCGAUUUCUCCUUUAACACCGCAACCUGGAUUGUGCUGCAGCAAAUCCGAGUAAAAUAAAUUAAAAGUUUUGUGUUAAUCGGUCAAUUGUUGCGAAUUGUGUGAGAUAUAAAGAUUCAUAAUGACGGAUAAGAAAGUAACCAAAACCACCACGUCUGGAUUUACGAAAGAAGAGGAAUUGUUGCUGAACGAUUUUAGCAGAAAUGUUUCGACCAAGUCAUCGGCACUUUUCUACGGAAACGCUUUCAUUGUGUCAGCUAUUCCCAUUUGGCUAUUCUGGAGAAUUCAUAUGAUGGAAUUGAUUCCAUCAUUGAUCUUUUUCGUUGUCAUCACUGGUCUCAGUACCUACUUCAUGGCCAUGGCUUACCGUAACACAAAGUUCGCUUUAAAACACAAAGUAGCUGUGAAACGAGAGGACGGUGUCACUCGUGAAAUGCACAAAGUUUUGUCCGACGACAAGAAAAUGAGCCGCAAAGAAAAGGAUGAACGUACGUUGUGGAAGAAGAAUGAAGUGGCCGAUUACGAAGCAACAACCUUUUCAAUUUUCUACAACAACGCACUGUUCUUGGCCAUCAUCAUUUUCGCCAGCUUCUACUUGCUCCGAACAACGUCACCAGCAUUGAACUACAUUUUGUCCGUUAGCGGUGCCAGUGGUCUUUUAUGUUUGUUGUCGACCAGCAAACCAACAUAAUUUCAUGGAAGCUAAAUGUCUUGAAUGGACCCACAUUGGUGAUCCUUUCAUUUAUCGUUUCAUUAAUUUAUCACAAAAUUUUUUCCAUUGUUUCUCCGUUGAUCAAUGAUUUAAUUGUCAAUAUAAGGAUAAGACUCUUCGUGGAAGUGACAUCGACAAAAGAUGAUUGUCUUUCACCAUUUGCUUUUGGUAAAAUAAUUUUCUUUUGUAAUUUUUUUCAGUCGAAAAAUUAAUAAAAAAUUCGCUCGUUGCGACUAAAA